This is a messenger RNA of Durusdinium trenchii, 1143 nucleotides long. The record is from the annotation of a GenBank genome assembly. Lineage: Eukaryota; Dinophyceae; Suessiales; Symbiodiniaceae.
AUGGGCUGGGGCGGCUGUGGAAAGGAUUGGGGCGCUGCUGCUGGUGGCUGGGGCGGCGGCGACGCUGGCUGGGGAGGUGACGGCGGUUGGGGAGGAGGGGGGUGCAGCAAAGGAGGUGGUGGAGGAUGGGGUGGUGAGAGCAGCAAGGGCUGUGGUGGUGGAAGCUGGGGGGGUGACAGCGGCAAAGGCUUUGGUGGAGGAUGCAAGGGUGGCAAGGGCUACGGAGCUGGUGGUGGAAAGGGCGCUGGACCCGGCAGCAAUUGGGGUGGUGCUGGUGUUUGGCAGCCCAUGUUCAACCCGAUGCUCGCGAUGAUGAUGAAGGGCAUGGGCAAGCAGACCACUGGCCUUCGAAAUUUCUCCAACGAAAAGAAGGUUUGGAUAGGAGGGCUGCCAGCCAACCAAGUCAGCAAGGAGGUCAACAUGAAGAUGAAAGAUCACAUGUCCACAGCUGGCUUUCCUUGCUUGUAUGCAGAGAUCGGCAAGAGUGGCAGUGGAGGUGCUGCAUUCAAAAGCGCUUCAGAGGCUCAGAGUGCUUGCGCUGCGCUGAAUGGCUCUGAUUGGGGAGCUGCUGCUGGUGGUUGGGGCGGCGGCGACGCUGGCUGGGGAGGUGACGGCGGUUGGGGAGGAGGGGGGUGCAGCAAAGGUGGUGGUGGAGGAUGGGGUGGUGAGAGCAGCAAGGGCUGUGGUGGUGGAAGCUGGGGGGGUGACAGCGGCAAAGGCUUUGGUGGAGGAUGCAAGGGUGGCAAGGGCUACGGAGCUGGUGGUGGAAAGGGCGCUGGACCCGGCAGCAAUUGGGGUGGUGCUGGUGUUUGGCAGCCCAUGUUCAACCCGAUGCUCGCGAUGAUGAUGAAGGGCAUGGGCAAGCAGACCACUGGCCUUCGAAACUUCUCCAACGAAAAGAAGGUUUGGAUAGGAGGGCUGCCAGCCAACCAAGUCAGCAAGGAGGUCAACAUGAAGAUGAAAGAUCACAUGUCCACAGCUGGCUUUCCUUGCUUGUAUGCAGAGAUCGGCAAGAGUGGCAGUGGAGGUGCUGCAUUCAAAAGCGCUUCAGAGGCUCAGAGUGCUUGCGCUGCGCUGAAUGGCUCUGUCUUUGAGGGCCACACUCUCUCCAUAGAUAUGUGGGGCAAAAAACCACCACCUUGA